AUGGAAGUCUCUCCUGCGGUUGUUCAUUAUAAUAAAAAUUUUACGGUGAACUGCAUCAUUAGAGACUUAGCUGAAGAAUCAACGUGGUUCAUCAAGGCACCAAAAGAUGAAAAAAAAGCACCCAUUUCUAAACGUCUCUAUCAAUUUCAGAAAAAUGAUGAACAAUCUACAAGCAGAUUUGAAGUGCGUGCAACUUCAAUUUGGGAAGGAAGUUAUACCUGUAUGCUGACUUUUGAAAAUGGAUCAAUCACACAUGAAGCCAAUUCUAAUGUAGAAGUCCAUCUUCUCCCUGAGGAAAUAGUAGUUAAACCAUUAAAUUACACAGUAUUGCAAGAAAGUGGUCCUAAAGAAUCUAUUAAGUUUCAAUGUUGCAUCAAGAACGACAGUGAAAGCUAUGAUGUUUCAGUGAAACAAGAUGGUGACACUGAUGCAAAAGAGAAUGCUAAAGCAUGCAUCGAGGGGACGUUGAGUGACUACCAUUGGAACCGUAGCAAACCCAACUCGUAUAUGGAAACUAACGUAUCCUGUCCACCAAAUACUUCUGGCAAAAUAUUAAGAUUUUGCAAGGAAAAUGGCGAAUGGGACGAAGUGUUUGAAAAUUGCACAUCAAAUUAUUUGCUGAAUUUAUUGUAUAUGGCAACGGAGAUCAGGGAAGGACGUGGUGAUGUGAUAAAAGUGCUGACGGAAGUGCUGACGGAAGUGCUGACAGAUAUAAAGAAUGAAACCAGCAGGUUUGCUAAUCCAAACUCUCGAGUUUCUGUUACCAUUCUAGAUACACUUUCCGAAGCUUUAAAGAGAGAAGAUGUUCAUGUUUCUAACCAAAAUUUUUUAGAUUUACUUAACAUUUCAGACUUCAUUCUUCUUCAGAAAACAAAAAGUACUGACACAGAUCUGAACUCCAACACAUUACUGAUGUCCAUUGAAACAUUUGCUGCAGCUUUAAAGCCCGGUGCUGAUGUCAAUAGCACUAUGGACCAGAUUACAAUAAGUACAGAACAGUUUAAUACUACUAAUCAGGAUUAUUACUACCAGAUGAUUUCUAACAGCUCUACCACAAUAAAUCUGACUGGUUGGACACCACAGGAUAAUGUCACUUUCCAAGUACUGAGUGUUCUCUAUCAAGAUUUGAAUGAGAUUUUAAUUCCAAAAGGACAAGAAGCAGAGCAGUCAAAAGAGCAGCUCAAGGCGCAGACCAAUAUUUUAACAGUAACAAUGAAUGUCGUUCAAAACAGAAGCCAACUGAAAAUACCAAACAUUACAAUUACAUUCCUUCCAAAAAAUGCACAAGCUGAUCUGAACACUGCAAAGUGUGUGUUUUGGAAACAACAAAGCUGGUCAGACGAAGGCUGUGAGUCCAAGAGGAUUGGGGAUAAAAUACUCUGCACAUGUAACCAUUUAACAUCCUUUGCUGUGCUAAUGGCAACAAAGGAAAGAGACAUCCCAUUUCUUGAAGAACUGACCUACAUAGGAUUAAGCAUUUCCAUUCUAUCACUAUUAAUAUGGAUCAGUAUUGAAAAAAUUAUGUGGCAGGCAAUCACUAAAACAAGCAUUGCCUAUUCCCGGCACAUUACUCAGUUUAACACUGCUAUUGCUUUGUUACUUGCCCAAAUUUCAUUUGUAGUUGGUGCAAUUGAGCUGGUUAAAAAAGUUAAGUUACUUUGUAUAGCGGCAACCAUUCUCACUCAUUAUUUCUUUCUCUCGAUGUUCUUUUGGACAUUAAAUCAAAGUCUAACUCUCCUCCAUCAGAUUAUCUUCGUUUUCCAUCACAUUAGAAGGGUACCCUUUCUGUCAUUUUGUUUCAUCCUCGGCUAUGGUUGCCCAUUGGUAAUAGUAAUUUCUGCAGCCUCAAUAUUCCUGAAGAAAAACAAUUAUAAGCAUAAAACUUACUGUUGGCUAGCUGUUACUCCAUCCUUCUCAUUCAUCAUUCCAGUUGGAUGUAUUGUUAGCAUCAAUAUGAUUAUCCUGACAGUAGUCAUUCUGAAACUGCUGAGGCCAAAUAUUUCGGAAGGAUUAAUGGAGCAGGACAAAAAAACAAUUAAAAAAAUCAUUAAAGCUGUCCUUAUUCUCACUCCAUCUUUUGGAUUGACCUGGAUCAUUGGAUUUGGCCUGAAUGACAAGUCUCAUGAUUUUCUACAUUAUACAUUUGUCUUGUUAAACACAUUGCAGGGUUUCUUUAUGUUAGUAACUGCUGGAUUCACAGAGGCAAAGAUGCGGGAAACAUUCUUUAAAAAUUUCAGGUCAAUGGUCUCGCGAAGUACAUCUGAAGUUGUCACAACAAAGCAAUCCUUUCAAUCAAGCACAAAGUAA
Messenger RNA from Hypanus sabinus (Atlantic stingray), 2307 nucleotides. Its product is annotated as adhesion G-protein coupled receptor F1-like. The record is from RefSeq and is a predicted model, not a curated record. Lineage: Eukaryota; Metazoa; Chordata; Chondrichthyes; Myliobatiformes; Dasyatidae. Gene Ontology annotation, molecular function: G protein-coupled receptor activity. Gene Ontology annotation, cellular component: membrane. Gene Ontology annotation, biological process: cell surface receptor signaling pathway; G protein-coupled receptor signaling pathway. The transcript is spliced from 8 exons. The coding region runs from base 1 to 2307 and encodes 768 amino acids.